Peromyscus eremicus (cactus mouse) is the source of this 1034-nucleotide messenger RNA. RefSeq names its product heme binding protein 1 (gene Hebp1). Lineage: Eukaryota; Metazoa; Chordata; Mammalia; Rodentia; Cricetidae. Bases 102 to 674 code for a protein of 190 amino acids. The transcript is spliced from 4 exons. The record is from RefSeq and is a predicted model, not a curated record.
CCUAUCUGCUCCGGUACUAACUGCCCGCUCGCCCUGUGGAUCCUGCUGUCCUUCUCGGCCACUGAGUGUCCGCGCCAUCGUCCAGAUCCUACGGCGACACCAUGUUGGGCAUGAUCAGAAACUCGCUGUUCGGGAGCGUGGAGACGUGGCCUUGGCAGGUUCUGAGCACCGGGGGCAAGGAAGAAGUCUCCUAUGAGGAAAGAGCCUGUGAAGGAGGGAAGUUUGCCACUGUGGAAGUCACAGACAAGCCUGUGGAUGAGGCUCUCCGGGAAGCAAUGCCCAAGAUCAUGAAGUAUGUGGGCGGCACCAAUGACAAGGGAAUUGGCAUGGGCAUGACAGUGCCCAUUUCCUUUGCCGUGUUUCCCAAUGAAGAUGGCUCCCUACAGAAGAAACUGAAAGUCUGGUUCCGGAUCCCAAACCAGUUUCAAAGCAGCCCACCGGUUCCCAGUGACGAGAGCGUGAAGAUCGAGGAGCGGGAGGGCAUCACUGUCUAUUCCAAGCAAUUCGGUGGUUAUGCCAAGGAAGCAGACUACAUUGCUCACGCCACCCAGCUACGUACCGCCCUGGAGGGCACGCCAGCCACCUACCAGGGUGACGUCUACUACUGUACCGGGUAUGACCCUCCCAUGAAGCCCUAUGGACGUCGGAAUGAGGUCUGGCUUGUGAAGACAUGAAUCAUUCACUGAACUGGGAGCAUCCUAGAAGUGUGCCGCUGUGUCCCCCGACUUGGGGUCAAGAGGGGGCAGUGCUUCUCCCGUUCCAGCUUUCCUUCAAAACCCCUCACUGCCAGGUUGCUAAAAUAAGCCAAGAUUGGCAGCACCGUUCUUGUUGAAUUAUAAAAUCCUGUGGCAGAUCAGAAAAAUCUCAGCAGCAUUUUCUCUGCCAUCUGGGUCACUGAAAACUGAUUUUUAAAAAUUAUCAAAUUUGUACUUUUGUUAGUGAGGGAACAUGUGAUUUAUGCAUGAGCUUUCAUCUAUGAUUCUUCUAAGAACUUUGUCUAGAAACCAAAAAAAUACAUAUCUUUGACUUAAGCA